AUGGGUCAGAUGAAGGCAGAGAUUCGCGACAACAUCGUUCACUCGCCAUACCCAAACGUCGAGGUCCCGGUUUACGACUCCAUGUUUUCAUUCUUCAAAAGCAGGGUCGGGAGGUUCGGCGAGCGCACCGCACUUGUAUACAGGGAUGAGUGCUUGAACUUUACGAACUUAUUGCAAAACGUUCAGCGUUGUGCUGCUCGACUACAAUGUCUAGGAAUUGGGCCUGGAGAACGCGUGUACUGUCACGUAACCAACAACAUUGACAGCUUUGUGGCAGUAUGCGGUGUUCUCGUCUCGGGAGCGACAUUUGUAACAUCGGACAUAAACUUCACAACCGACGAGCUUCUGGCGAACGUAAAGAGGAAAGAUUCUACGUACGUGCUGGCCGAUGGCAUCACAGCGCCAACAUUCAACCGCAUAAGGGACCAGAUCAAUGUGAAGGGCUGGCUUGCGGCGAACGUCGUGGACAGCUUUACAUGGGUUUCGAGCUAUGAGGAAGGCUCAGAACUUCGCUACGCAGACCGCGCCAUUUCCCCGGAAAACACUGCCUUCGUCAGCCACACGUCUGGAACGACCAGUGUUUCCAAAUCAAUCGAAGUCACGCAACAAAGCUUCAUCGCGCAAGUAUGCUGCCGCGAUGGCCUGCGCCUAGCUUCGGAGAACGACGUUUUGCUUACACACCGCAGCAUUACGUACUUCUUUGGCUUUUCCCACGCUUUCUUCAUGGUGUGCUGCGGCGGCAAGGUUGUAUUGCUGGAUUCUGAGGAAAUCUCUCAAGUAGUCGAUGCCUUGAUAUCUCAUAAUGUUACAUCUAUAACUGGAAAUCCUCGAGGAUUUUUUGGUAUCACCGAACAUGUGAAACUGAGGGGCAACAAGCUCCCGUCAUUGAAAAAGGUGAUUUCACUGGGCGUCAAACUUCCGGAGGAUAUUGCGAUGUCCGUAGCGUCUUUCUUUAACCUCGAGGAGCUGCGUGAUGGUUACGGGAUGACAGAGGUCAGCGGAUUUUUAACCAUCACUCCCGCUAGAGAGAUCGCCAGUGGUGACGUCGGCUUUCCCGUUCCAGGAUCACGAAUGAAGAUUGUUGACGUCGAAACCGGGGAAUCUCUUGGGCCAAUGCAAUGCGGCGAAAUUCUGUUCCACACACCAUACCUGAUGCACGGCUACUACAAGAACGUCGAAGCUACUGCUGAGCGGAUUGACAAAGAUGGAUGGUUGCACACAGGCAAACAUUCUUUUGCAGUAUUCGGAAAUAUAAUGAGUUGA
Molecule: messenger RNA, 1263 nt
Organism: Dermacentor silvarum
Lineage: Eukaryota; Metazoa; Arthropoda; Arachnida; Ixodida; Ixodidae
Exons: 8
Coding region: 1-1263 (420 amino acids)
Source: RefSeq, a predicted model, not a curated record